Plenodomus lingam JN3 is the source of this 2478-nucleotide messenger RNA. Lineage: Eukaryota; Fungi; Ascomycota; Dothideomycetes; Pleosporales; Leptosphaeriaceae. The record is from RefSeq and is a predicted model, not a curated record.
AUGGCAGUCCGCACCUUCACUCAACCCUCAUCUCUAGAAGAUACCUUGGCAUCAGCCGCUAAGAUGUCGACGGUCCAGGUGACUGGCACAGAGCGGUCUGAAGCAUCCGCCAAAGAGAGCACUCAAUCCUUCUCUGCUGAAGCACAGGCACCACUAGCACACUCCACGAACCCGAAUUCCAAGCCGGGCAUUACCUUUGCUCACCAGGACAGCCUUCCAAAGCUACCCAUUCCGGAGCUUGAGAGCUCCUGCAAGAAGUACCUUGCCGCUUUGAAACCUCUACAGUCUCCAAAAGAGCACAACGAUACCGUAUUGUCGGUGAACGAAUUCCUCAAGUCGGAUGGCCCCAUACUGCAAGAAAAGCUUAAGAAAUACGCUAGCGGAAGGAACAACUACAUUGAGCAGUUUUGGUACGAUUCGUAUCUGAACUUUGACAAUCCCGUGGUUCUUAAUCUAAAUCCGUUUUUCCUACUGGAAGAUGAUCCCACACCAGCACGCAACAACCAGGUCACACGUGCAGCCUCCCUAGUCGUAUCGGCACUUUCUUUCGUGAGAGCUGUUCGUCGAGAGGAACUACCACCUGACACCGUGCGCGGUCAGCCACUUUGCAUGUACCAAUACUCGAGAUUGUUUGGCACAGCCAGAAUCCCUACAGAACAUGGGUGCCAGAUCGGUCAGGACCCAACAUCAAAGCACAUAGUCGUCAUGUGCUAUGGACAGUUCUACUGGUUCGAUGUUCUGGACGACAACCAUGAUUUGAUAAUGACGGAAAAAGACAUUGCACUGAAUUUGCAAGUCAUCGUCGAAGACGCCCAGGAAGUCCCAAUCCAAGAAGCCGCGAAAGGAGCUUUGGGCGUGCUCAGUACAGAGAAUCGCAAAGUCUGGGCUGGACUGCGAGAUGUACUCCACCGGGAGGAUAGGUCCAACAACUCCGACUGCCUGAACAUUGUCGAUUCUGCCCUAUUUGUACUUUGUCUCGAUUAUACUGAGCCGCAGACAGGAGCUGAUCUUUGCAUGAAUAUGCUAUGUGGUACUAGUAAGAUCGAGCGUGGCGUCCAAGUGGGCACAUGUACGAACCGCUGGUAUGACAAGCUACAGAUCAUUGUGUGUAAGAACGGGAGUGCAGGUAUCAAUUUUGAACAUACUGGCGUCGAUGGUCAUACUGUACUUAGAUUUGCUUCUGACGUAUACACGGACACGAUCCUCCGUUUUGCCAGGACGAUCAACGGAAGUGCACCUAGCCUCUGGGCUUCCUCAAGUCCGGACCCUGCGAAAAGAGAUCCUGACAGCUUUGGAGAUGUCCAGACCACACCACAUAAGCUCGAGUGGGACAUGUUGCCUGAACUGAGCACAGCGUUGCGGUUUGCUGAGACCCGCUUGGCAGAUCUUAUCCAGCAAAACGAGUUUGCAACGCUCGAGUUCCCCCACUACGGCAAGAACUUCAUGACUUCGAUGGGCUUCUCACCGGACGCAUUCGUUCAGAUGGCCUUUCAAGCAGCCUACUACGGUCUUUAUGGUAAAAUAGAGUGUGUUUAUGAGCCAGCUAUGACGAAGGUGUACUACCACGGUCGCACUGAAGCUAUUCGUCCCGUCACAGAUGAAUCGGUGGAGUUUCUGACAACCUUUUGGGGCGAAAAUCCAGCAGCACAGAAGAUCGAGGCGCUUCGCAAGGCGUGCCAGAAACACACAGAGAAUACGAAAAUCUGUGCGAAAGCUCAAGGACCUGACAGACACCUGUACGCACUGUACUGUAUCUGGCAGCGCUCAAUGGACGAGUCUGCAGACUUUGCUAGUAGCGACGGCUGGGACUCUACACGGCCUUCAAGUCCCGAGGCAUCUGCAGUUGGUUCACCCCAACGCAACUCGGUAGUUUCUGAGAACGGAAGUAUGUCGAGCUCAUCGCCACCGCAUAUGCAGCAUUCCAUGCCUGCGCUUUUUGCAGACAGCGGAUGGGACAAGAUCAACACAACCAUUCUCUCAACUUCGAACUGUGGUAAUCCAUCCCUUCGCCAAUUUGGCUUUGGCCCGACAUCUGGUGACGGUUUUGGUAUCGGGUACAUCAUCAAAGAUGGCAGCAUCUCCAUCUGUGCUUCCUCUAAACACCGACAGACAUCGCGAUACAUCGAUGCCCUUGAGUCGUACUUUUUGGAAAUCCGCAAGCUACUCCGCCAGAUCAAGCGGCGUGGCACCUCUGCAGACAAAACUGCAUCGCGCGCACGCGAAGCAGAGAGCCGACCACUAGCGAACCGUGUCAAGAGCAGAGGCCGGAUCAUUCUAGGUGAUGCCGCCGGAAAGCAACAGACGCCUACUGAAAGUAUCGUUGAUGACGAAGAUGACGACGGACUUGGUGGAUAUGGCUUCUUCGAUGCAGGCAUGCUACGACAAGCACUCAACGCAAACCGGGAAGCUGAGCCCCUGGUCGAGCGAGAUGUUGUGCGCAGGAACAUUGGCCGGAGACUCAGGUUGGCGGAGUACUAG